Messenger RNA from Lates calcarifer (barramundi perch), 2322 nucleotides. RefSeq lists its product as uncharacterized. The record is from RefSeq and is a predicted model, not a curated record. NCBI's taxonomy places the organism in Eukaryota, Metazoa, Chordata, Actinopteri, Centropomidae.
GGCACGCCACCUCCACCAGCCGGCCGGCUCCACCGCCCCCCCCCUCCUCGGCGUCUCCGGUCUUCCACGGCCCCUGGCGGGGAGCGUGGAUUAUCCCCCGACACCUGUGAGCCCAUGCAGCUGGGCAGGGCACGCCUCACCCCGGAGGAGAGAGAGUCACGAGUCAGGGAAGGUCGGUGCAUUUACUGUGGUGCCCCUGGUCACUUCAUGUCUGCCUCCCCGGUCCGCCCAAAAGGCCGGGCUCACCCCUAGUGCCGAGGUUAGUGGUGAGCAAUACUCUAAGUAAGAAUAAAUCCCUGUUGUGGAGGCGGCCUGGUGCGCUAAGAAUCGCAUAUCCCCCGAACCCCUGGAAGUCCCCCUAGUUGUCACCGCACUUGAUGGUCACCGCCUUGCCCACGUCACCCAUUGCACUCCUCCUCUAGAAGUUAUAGUUUCUGGCAAUGACCGCGAACACCUCCGUUUUUUUUAUCCUCUCCACUUCCUCCACUUCGGUGAUCCUGGGGUUCCCUUGGUUCCAGCUCCACAAUCCCCACAUAGACUGGCGGGGGGGUCGGGUGCUGGGCUGGAGCGCCAUGUGCCACGCUGUCUGUUUACAGUCGGCGCUUCCACCGGCGCCUGGCGUGGCCGCUCCAGUCCCGGAUCCCUCCGACCUCAGCUCUGUGCCCCCCGAGUAUCACGACCUCGCACCCGUCUUCUGCAAGCACCGCGCCACGUCACUCCCCCCUCACCGGCCGUACGACUGCUCCAUUGACCUCCUCCCGGGCGCGUCAUUCCCCUCCAGCAAGCUGUACAGCUUGUCGCGGCCCGAGAGGGAGUCAAUGGAGCAGUAUAUCCGAGAGUCUCUCGCCGCGGGUCUCAUCCGGCCCUCUUCUUCUCCUCUGGGGGCCGGGUUCUUCUUCGUGGGGAAGAAGGACGGCUCUCUUCGGCCAUGCAUAGACUUCCGGGGUUUGAACCGCAUCACCGUGCGUAAUAAGUACCCGCCCCCCCUCCUGAAUUCGGCCUUCGAGCUCCUAGGAGCUCGAUAUUUUACUAAACUAGACCUGCGUAACGCAUACCAUCUGGUCCGAAUUCGGGAGGGGGACGAGUGGAAAACGGGGUUUAAUACCCCCCUCGGCCACUUCGAGUAUCUCGUGAUGCCCUUCGGCUUAACCAACGCGCCCGCGGUGUUCCAGCACCUGAUUAAUGACGUCCUCCGGGACUUCCUCAAUCACUUCGUCUUCGUGUACCUUGACGAUAUCCUUGUGUUUUCCCCCACCCUUGAAGCCCACCAGGUCCAUGUCCGCUCUGUUCUCCAGCGGCUCCUGGAGAAUCAGCUGUUUGUGAAAGCUGAGAAGUGCCUCUUCCACUCCACCACCGUCAGCUUCCUGGGGUUCUGUGUGGGUCCAGGACAAAUCCUGGCCGACCCCGAGAAGGUCAAGGCGGUGGUGGAGUGGCCCCGUCCCUCCACCCGGCGCAAGCUCCAACAGUUCCUGGGCUUCGCUAACUUUUACCGGAGGUUCAUCCGGAACUACAGCCAGCUCGCCUCCCCGCUCACCCAGCUCACCUCUCCUGCUAAGCCCUUUCACUGGUCUCCCCCGGCUGAGGCGGCGUUCGUAAAACUAAAAACUCCGCCCCUUACCGCCCCUAUCAUGACCCAGCCUGAUCCCUCUAGACAGUUUAUAGUAGAGGUAGACGCCUCAGACUCCGGGGUGGGGGCCGUCCUGUCCCAGCGCGCCGAGGAGGAGGGCAAGCUCCACCCCUGCGCCUUCUUCUCCCGCCGACUGUCCCCGGCAGAGCGGAACUAUGAUGUGGGGAACAGAGAGCUCCUGGCGGUGAAGCUGGCACUGGAGGAGUGGCGACACUGGCUAAGGGGAGCGGAACAGCCAUUCGUAGUGUGGACAGACCACAAAAAUCUCUCCUACAUCCAGUUCGCCAAGCGGCUCAACUCCCGCCAGGCACGCUGGCAGCUGUUUUUCACCCGUUUUAAUUUCAUAUUGACUUUCAGACCAGGAACCCGCAACGCUAAGCCUGAUGCGCUGUCCCGCCAGCACUCUCCCGACGAGGACAUACCCUCUCCAGCCACUAUCGUGUCGCCCUUCCGGGUGCUCGGGGCCGUUACCUGGGAACUCCAGAGCCAAAUCCAGGAGGGACUCCGCACGGACCCUGACCCAGUUCACAGAGGAAUACCUGCGCCGCAUCCCGCAUAGUAACUGGCCAAGUGUGAUUGUGGUGGCUGAUGGGUCGUGCGGCGAAUCCUGCUCGGUGCUGGGCAUCAGCUCUGACUAUACUGUGGAGUCCUGCCAUGCCUAUGGAGCUAAUGCGACGAUAGAGAGACUAGACCAG